Hirsutella rhossiliensis is the source of this 4311-nucleotide messenger RNA. RefSeq names its product transcription factor s-II (TFIIS), central domain-containing protein. The transcript has 4 exons. NCBI's taxonomy places the organism in Eukaryota, Fungi, Ascomycota, Sordariomycetes, Hypocreales, Ophiocordycipitaceae. Gene Ontology annotation, cellular component: nucleus. The record is from RefSeq and is a predicted model, not a curated record. Bases 1 to 4311 code for a protein of 1436 amino acids. Gene Ontology annotation, molecular function: DNA endonuclease activity; zinc ion binding; single-stranded DNA binding. Gene Ontology annotation, biological process: nucleotide-excision repair; transcription elongation by RNA polymerase II; DNA-templated transcription.
AUGGGUGUCAACGGCCUCUGGACCGUGAUCCAGCCGUGCGCGCGGCCCACGAACCUCGCCACCCUCAACCGCAAGCGCCUUGCGGUCGAUGCUUCCAUCUGGAUAUACCAAUUCCUCAAGGCCGUCCGCGACAAAGAGGGCAAUGCGCUGCGCAACUCGCACGUUGUCGGCUUCUUCCGCCGCAUCUGCAAGCUCCUCUGGUUCGGCAUCCUGCCCGUCUUUGUCUUCGACGGCGGCGCCCCGGCCCUGAAGCGCGCCACCUUGCAGAAACGACAGCGCCGUCGAGAGGGCCGGCGCGAAGAUGCCGUUAGGACCGCGGGGAAGCUGUUGGCCGUGCAGAUGCAGCGCUUCGCCGUCGAGGAGGAAGACAGGAGGAAGAGGGAGCAAAACGGCGACAUCGCCGCGCGGGAGGCCCGGCUGCAGGAGGAGGAUGCUCUCAAUACCAACGACGUCGUUUACCUAGACGAAAUUGGCAUGUCGCAAAAGGAAAAGGCGCAGUCGAGGAGAUUCCACAAGCAAGAUGCAUAUCACCUACCGGAACUCGACGGCGGCAUUGCGUCCAUGGGCAGGCCCGACGAUCCGCGAAUCAUGAGUGUUGAUGAGCUGGAGGAGUAUGCGCGACAGUUCAACAACGGGGAAGACGUCAAUCUUUACGACUUUAGCAAGAUUGACUUUGACGGCGAAUUCUUCAAGAGUCUCCCGCCCCCAGACAGAUACAAUAUCCUCAAUGCCGCCAGGUUGAGGAGUCGCCUGCGAAUGGGUCUAAGCAAGGACCAGCUGGACGACAUGUUCCCGGACCGCAUGGCCUUUUCGAGGUUCCAGAUCGAGAGGGUCAAAGAACGAAACCACCUCACCCAACGGCUCAUGUUCGAGGUGGGCAUGCAGGGCACGGAUCUGACACUGGGCGUCAACGCGCGCGUCGCGGGGGAAAAGGACCGCGAGUAUAUUCUCGUCAAAAAUGAGGGCGCCGAGGGAGGUUGGGCCCUGGGGGUGGUGAGCAAAGAAAAGGACAUCGGGGAGGCGCACAAGCCCAUCGACGUAGACGCCAUCGAAAUCCAGUAUCAGACCAAGGAUGACGAAGAUGAUGAGGAAGACAACGACUUUGAGGACGUGCCAAUCGAGGGCCUCAACCGCCUCCCGAAGCCAAAACCCACGGCGUCAGGCAGCGCGAGCUUCCAGGACGCACGCGACAUCUGUGAGGGGAAGCAGCAGUUCUACGAUGGUCAACAAAACGUGCUCGCCAACGAUGAGGGCGACGGCGAAGAAUCUCUCUUUGUAGGUGGCAACACGGGUGAAGCGAAUGCCCUGCUUCGGAGCAGGCCGGAAGACCAAAUGCAUCCCGAGGAAGAGGAUGAUAUCAGCCGGGCAAUCGCCCUCUCGUUAAAGAACCAGCACGAUCUUGACCAAGAACCUGCCGAGGAGGAGCUUGAUGGGGAAUCCGCCGAGGAGCCGGAGUGGACGCAAAAGGCCGUGGAAGCCUCGAGACCGAUCAAGGGUAAUGGCGGUUCCAUGAUUGCUCACGUUGUAAACAACCGAGCCAACGCCGCGGUGCCAAAGCGCAAAGAGGAGCUUGCCGACAGUGACAGAGAUGACGAUUUGCAGGCCAUCUUGGCGAGAUCCAGGAAGGGAAAGGUCGCCCAGCCAAGGCCGGUUUUUGAAAACAAGAAGAAUCCUUUCGAUGGACCGCUUCCAUUUCCCAAGCUCGACUGGAAGUCGUCUGUCUUUGUGAAGAAGGCGGCUCAGAAAGAAGACGGGGCCGCCAAGCAGGACAGUGGUGCUCAAGAGGACACUGGGCCAGAAGAAGACAUGGGCGGCGGAUUUGAAGUUGAGUCCCGGGGUCAAGAUGGCCCCAAGCCUCUCCCUCCUUGGCUGGCGGACGACACGGAUAUCCGGGAGUCUCUGAAAAAGCAACACGAUGUGGAGAGGGAGAUUAAUGCCGAAGACCGGCAGGAGGCCGAAGAAGAGCAACGACUCAGACGUCGAAACAUGGAGAGCCGGCUGAUUGAAAUUGACUCGUCAUCUGAUGGCGGCAGCGAUAUUGAAAUCGUUGAGGAGCCCCCUUCUCCCAGGCGACCGGGAGGUGCCGAAUCCGCAAGCCUCGGCACCGCCCCCGACGAGAAGCAAUCAUCGGAAGUUGCGGGCGUGGAGAGUUUAGUUCCGGAAGCAAUUGCAGGUGUCAAAACCCCUCGCGGUGUCGAUGUGCAGGAGAUGCCUCUGGCAGAAUCCAAAGAGCCUUCGCCAUCUCCCGAGCCGGAAUUCGAGGACGUGCUCGCAGCGGUACCACCGUCAGCUACGCAAGCUACUCGACGGAGCGAGUCGCCCCUAUUUGGGGAUGUUGCGGCUGCCGAAACCCAGGCGUCUCUAGAUGCUCUAAAUCAGGCAAACUAUGACGAUGCAUUCGCCGAAGCGGAUGAUGACGAGUACAGCGACCCUGAAGACGAGGAGCUAUUGAGGCAAAUGGCCGAGGAGGCCGAAGAGCACGCCCGCUUCGCCAGUGAGUUGAACCAAAAGCCUGCGGCACAGAACAGGGAAGACUACGAAAAGGAGUUGAGGGCAUUGCGAAGUCAGCAGAAGAAGGACCGCCGUGACGCAGAUGAGGUCACGCAGGUGAUGGUGACUGAAUGCCAGUCACUGCUCCGCCUAUUUGGCAUUCCCUACAUCACGGCGCCGAUGGAGGCAGAGGCGCAGUGCGCGGAGCUGGUCAAUCUCGGCAUCGUCGACGGCAUCGUGACCGAUGACUCGGAUACGUUUCUGUUCGGCGGGACGCGUGUCUACAAGAACAUGUUCAACAGCAACAAGUUUGUCGAGUGCUACCUCGGUGCUGAUCUUGAGAAGGAGCUGUCGCUGUCGAGGGAGCAACUGAUCUCUCUCGCCCAGCUGCUCGGAUCUGACUACACAGAGGGCUUGUCCGGGGUUGGACCGGUCACGGCCGUCGAGAUUCUGUCCGAAUUCCCCGGCAAAACGGGGCUCGAGGAGUUUCGGGACUGGUGGACGGCCGUCCAAAGCCAGGCCGGCCCCAAAGAGGCCGACGCCUCGUCACAGUUCCGCAGGAAGUUUCGCAAGUCACAAGCCACGAAGCUAUUUCUGCCCGUCGGGUUUCCCAACCCAGCCGUAUUCGACGCGUACCUCCACCCGGAAGUGGACGACAGCGCCGAGGUGUUCCAGUGGGGCGUGCCAGACGUGGAGGGCCUGCGGCGAUUCCUCAUGUCGACGAUUGGGUGGAGCAAGGAGCGGACUGAUGAGGUACUGGUGCCGGUGAUUCGCGACAUGAACAAGCGGGACGUCGAGGGCACGCAGAGCAACAUUACUCGAUACUUUGGCGGCAGCGUCGGGCCCAUUGCGACCAUCGGCGCGCGCGCUCUCUACCACGCACACGAGGACAAAGGACAUCGGCAUCGCGUCUGGGGCAUCGUCGUCGUCAUGGACCAACGCGAGCUCGAGUCGCGCGUCAAGGCGCUGACCAAGUCGGUCGCUGCCAACGAGCCGCCGGAGAACGCCAUCAAGCUGCUGGACAUGCUCAAGAAGGAUGCCGCCCCGACCGAGGAGAUGCUGCGGGCCACCCGCGCCGGCGUCUUUGUCGGAAAACUACGCUCGAACCCCAACAAGGAAAUCGCCAGAGCCGCGGCGGAGCUCGUCAUCAAGUGGAAGAAGCUCGUGGAGCAAGAGAAGAACUCGAAGCUCCACAAGGCCAAGAUCGGCUCCCCAGCUGCCGUCCCCGUCUCGCUGCCCUCGGGCCCCGCCCCCGGUUCCAAAAAGGCCUUUAUCGGCGACCCUGAGAAGCGGAAGUUUGACACUGAUGGAGUAGAUAUAAAGCGCACCGACUCCAACGUCCGCAACCAGUGCAUCGGCCUCGUCUACAACGGCCUUGCCUUCCGCUCCACCGAUCCCCCGUCGGAUGUUAUGGCCAAGGCGGUGGCGGUGGAGCAGGCUGUCAUGGACGCCUUCAAGGGCGAAAAUGCCGAGUACAAGAAGAAGAUUCGAUCGCUCUUCUCCAACCUCAAGACCAAGACCAACAAGGAGCUUGGACGACGGGUCCUGACGGGCGACAUCUCACCCGAGCGGUUCGCCACCAUGACCGACGACGACCUCAAGAGCGAUGACCAGCGCAGAAAGGACAAGGAGCUCGAAAAGGAAAACAUGAAGAAGGCGCAGGUUCCCAUGGCCGAAAAGAGCAUCAGCGAAAGUCUCGAGUGCGGCCGUUGCAAGAAGAAGAAAGUCAGUUACACGCAGGCACAAACCAGGGCUGCUGAUGAACCGAUGACGACCUUUUGCGAAUGCAUGAACUGUGGCAACCGCUGGAAGUUCUCCUGA